Molecule: messenger RNA, 4607 nt
Organism: Strigops habroptila (Kakapo)
Lineage: Eukaryota; Metazoa; Chordata; Aves; Psittaciformes; Psittacidae
Gene: OIP5
Product: Opa interacting protein 5
Exons: 5
Coding region: 8-679 (223 amino acids)
Biological process (GO): CENP-A containing chromatin assembly; chromosome segregation
Cellular component (GO): chromosome, centromeric region; chromatin; nucleus
Source: RefSeq, a predicted model, not a curated record
GGAGAAGAUGGCGGUGCGGCGGCAGCUGGGGGAGGUGUUGCACGACCCGGAGCCCAGCAGCAUCGUCGUUGUGGAGCAGCCGUCGUCACCCGCCGCUGUCCCGCGGGUCCAGGUGUUGCCGCCUUCCUCGCCGCAGGCUGCGGAGCCGGUGUCGCUGCCGGAGCCAUGCGCCGUGUUCCAGUGCCGCGGCUGCUGGACGGUGCUGGGCGACUCGCUGCAUCUGUGCGCGCAGGAGGAGCAGCUGCUCGGCAUCCUCAUCUGCUUCCGAGUCACAAACGACGUGAUCUCGAAGGACUCGCUGAUGAUCGGCCUGGAGGGAGCCCUGCUGGGAUGUGCUUACAACACAUUGGCCUGUCGGUUGUGUGGCUUGAUCGUGGGCUUCAUUCUUUAUUCUGCCCCCAGGGACCUGGCGUAUCUCCGAGGCCUCUUCUGUUUCUUCAAGGACAGCAUCCUCUGUUACCUCUUAAAAUCCCACAUCGUAGUAGAAGCUUCUAAGGUGAAUUUUCCUACUGUGACCUUAAGGGAACAAAUGCAACAUCUGAAGGAAAAGCUUGUGGAGACCCACACUCGCAUGGAAUCACUGAUUGAGAAGCUGGAGAAACUGGAGAAAAAAACCAAUGGGCAGAAGAGCAGAGCUUUGCAUCAGAUGCAGCUGGGCUACUGUGAGGAUAUGCAAUAGUCAGGGUCAGCUAAUACCCCAUUUCAAGAACUGCUGCAGUUGUUUCUGCAUCUCUGCUGAGUUUAUUCCUUAUGAUGAACUAACGCACCAGAACAGCUUUGAGGGUUGAUGUGUCACGUUAUCUCUGCACGGAAAGAACUGAUGCUUAAGUGCGUCCCUUCAGUCUAAGGGGAACACCUGAAUAUCUGACAUCCUGAAGAUAUGCUUGGAAAAAUGAAUAGCUCACCCAUGCAGCACAUCACUCUGACAGUUUCACAGUGAUUCUCUCUAAUGACUUCAGGAGGAAAACCAGCCUUUGAAAUACAAAAAUAACGUUUCUGGAACAUACAAAACAUACUAACAAGAUGAUAUUCAAGAGGAGCUAUUACAAAUUGAACAUUCUUACAGAGAUCUAAAGUUCUUGUCCUUCCUUUUCAUAGAGAUACAGUGUUAAUGGCAGGUAGCUGUUGGUAGAGUGGCUCAUAAGCUACAUCUGGUACUUGAGGCACUGCUAAAGGGCCUCCUGUUCUUUCUCUCUUUUAAGAAAUAAGCCACACAAAUGCAUUCUCUUCAGUAACUUGAAAUGAACAUUACUGCUAUAUUAACUUAAACCUACAUGUGUAGUUUAAGUGAUGCUUAUAAACUAUUAUUCCUGAAAGAUUCAGUGUUUGAUCCCACAGCCUGUCCCAGAUUCAAAUUCCUCUUAAGCUAUGGUUGAUCAGUGAUUAUUUAUUGUUCCUAUUCUAGUGUAGGACCUAAUUUCCACUAACCAGGCAUCUGGAGAAAUGCAUUCCAGCUUUAAAUGCAGCCAGGGCCAGUCUGGCUUGGGAAGGAUGGAUUCUCUAUUUAAGUGAAUAGAGCCACUUAGAAAACAAGUCAGGCCUUACCAAGAGCUGUCUUCUCUGGAAUCUGGAGACAAAAAUAACUAGAAAAUAAAACAAAGGUGAUUGAACAGGCUACUGAAGUAACAAUCAUACUGAAAACCUUCUAUAAACUAGCUUAAGGGUUAGCAAUCCAGAACAGGCUUUGGAAGGGUCGUAGCAGGGCUGGGAACCAUGGCUUCUUCAGCACUGUCCUGAGCUGACACACUGUCCUGCUGCAUUACAGCAUUUUGGCACCAACUGCAAGGGAAGUUGUGCUUCCCUGCAGGUUGAGAGAUGCCAGCCAUAGGAGGAGUUAUUCAGAGAUGGAGUCGCCCAAACAAUAAACAAUGCACUUCUAUGAAAGUUUUUUAAAGGGCUUAUUAAUUCGGCCAAUCUGCAAGCAAGAAGCUUUCUGUGACCAUCUAAACCAGCCCUUAAAGCUUUAUCUGAGAUGUUGCCCAUCUUAGUAUGAGCAGAGUAACUUUUCUUUAGCUGCCUUCUGAGAAGUCGUGAGGCUCCUGUGCCUGAAGUGUGCUGGGACAGCUGGACCUGUAGGUUCAGCCUAAAUUGUUGAGUUUAGACACAGGUAGAGCAAGUACAAACACACCUCAGAAGCAGAGUGUAUGGCAAGUCGGUUAAUUUGUCUUCUGAACAAAUGACACAUCCAGUUUUAGUGCAUUCUCAGCCUGUGCUGCUUUAUUGCUAAAAAAAUUUGUAUACAGGUGCAGAGUUUCCAAGUUCAUUUUUAAACAGUUCCUCUUUACAGUGUCAAAAGAAUAAAAUCUUAUCUUGAAAUCCUCAAAGAUGCAUAGAUAUAAAAGCAAGCUGCCUUUUGGAAAAACAUCAGAAUUUGCAGGGAGACAUUCUUUCACUGUUACCAUGUAAAACAAGUGCAAUGGGAAUACGUAGUUCCUAGUGACACCAAUAAUAACCCAUGUGAGCACAGCAUCAGAAGUUCAACAUAAGAAGUAUUUUCUAGCUUGUUUUUUAAGUACUAAGGUAAUUUUUAAACACUAAUACUUCUCCUUUGCUGUUGUAUCAUGCUUUUGAAAAGGAGAUAAUCUUCACUGACAUCCUAAAGUAGCUUAUUCCCAGGUUUUAUAUUGAGGGGAAUAAGCAUUAACAAAGGAUACAACUGCUUACUCACCACACAAAAGAAAACAUGAAAGUUUAAAAGCAUGCAAAGUGUUCUAAAGAAUACCCACUAAGAAGCAGGUGACCAUGGUUUACUGCUGAGCUAAACUUGUGUUACAAAUUCCCUUUUUGCUUGAAGAAGUUGGCUCCAAGGAUUUCAUUUAGUCUAACUUCUGAUGCCAUUAAAUAGUCAUCUUCUCUUAGAACAUUCCUAGCUUCAUUUGGCAAUUCUUCUAAAUCUAGAAAGAACAUUCAUGAGAAAAACACAACCCCCAUUCUAACCCAAAUCACGGUGCUUUGUGGAUGGUUGGCUAUGAAGCAUGAACAGGAGUUAACUUGACACACAAUUUCUUCCUCCAAGACACUUGCUAUUUAAGAGGACUGUGCCCCUGUACAUGGAGAAGUGUUCUGCACAAGUUAAGCCCACCUACAAAAUUAAGCUAAGCUAGAAGUAUGGAAAUCUGCACUAAAAGCUAGUAUUCUACGUGUCUGAAUACAAGUUUAAACUUGGAAAAGUAUUAGUGACGUAGGCUAUGCCACAUGUUCUAUUUUCAAACUGCCAGCAGAAAUUCACUGCAUUAUUCACUGAAGGACUUGGGAAGUAUUCCAGAGAACACCCUAAAAGCCUACAGAAAGAUGGCACCCAAAUUCCCUUUUAUUAGUAAGUGAAAUAAAGGAAAAAAACCCCACUAUUGCAACCUGUGUUGCAGAAGAUAAAGACCUUCAGUGCUCAAAUCUCAGUUACUGUUUUUAAAAAUCUCUUUAAAGAACUUAAGAACUAUACAAGAAGAUUACCAGUAUUUUCAGGUUCAUUCCUGCAGGUGCCAUUAUUGCUGGCUGGUACCAGUAUGCUUCAGUACAGCUGCCUAUGUGGCUAGAGAGUUACCUGAAAAUACUGUCUAUUAAAAAGCUAUUCAACACCUGAAAUAUAUGUACUGUGCUUAUUAAUUUCAGUCUUCAAAUAAUUUCUCUCACCACAACCAAGCUUAUGACCUUACUGUCUGGGAAAUACUACACUCAAUUUGAAUCUGUGAUUUCCAUUACUUAUUUGUUUGUUGUUUUUUUUCCCCUCACCAGUUCCUCCCCCCUGCACCUUGUAAGAAACUCUGCACCCUUUUCCUUGCUACAGCUGCAGCAGGUGAGAAACCUCAUCUCGCCCCUAAACAUGCUUAGUCCAUGCCCUGCUUUUUACAUGCUCAGGGCACUACUAUGAACCAGACAAGAGGUUAUAAAGGCGAGUUCUGCUGAUCCUGGUUCCUGAUUUACAGUUUUGGUGCCAUGCUUCUGUCCCUAUCUAUACAUUCUGCCCCUUUCUCUACAGGGGCAGCACAUUCUCUAAAAAACCAAAAAACCCAAAAUUUGAGAAUCAAAGCAGGAAGUUCAAGCUAUUGGUAUAUUAAUUCCUAUUGCUUCGUUAUGUAUAAAUGCAUAUCUCAGUUUACUGGUAAUAACUACAUUACACUAGACAUUUUGAAUCAUGCAUAAUUAGAAUACUAGCUCUAAGAUCUGGUUUGUGGGCCUGUGCCGCUUGCCUUCAGUUUCUCCAUGCAGUUCUUCAUGCCUAAGUCAUUCCGAACUAGACACCUUUAAUUUGACCUGCAAGCACGCUCACUUGGAGGGCAAGUGGAGAGAAGCAGACAGGAUUUACAUAGGACACACUAAACACUAAAUUACUUUUUAUCUUUAACUUUAGAUGUUGUAAAGCCGUAGGGAAUCUGCCUAUAUUAUGACCUGGUACAUAGGCUCAGACACAGAAACACACCCUGCCUACAUCAUGAACAUUGACACCUUCUCCAAAACUCAGGAGAAAGUGUAGAGCAGACUGAAAGGGAAGAGACAUCAGAAUCCAUCGUUAAGUGUUCUGCACUGUUAAACCAGACACCCUGGUUCAACUGUUGGCCUUUGUGUGCCAGCCAAAGCAGUACAGGGGCAAAAUGCUGGAACAUUCAGUA